AUGUCGCUGUUUUUCUACUUACUGCUUUUGGUGCUGUGUUGUGUUCACGGUGAACCAGGUGACAAAAACGUGCUUGUUCUCAUUGAAAACAUUGUCAUACGCGAUUCCCACUCCCAGUUUUUCAAGUCUCUAACGGACCGAAAUUACCAACUUACUUUUAAGUAUGCCGACGAUUCCACAUUGAACUUGAAACAGUUUGGUGAAUACGCUUACCAGCAUAUCAUAAUAUUCGCACCGACAACUAGGGAAUUCGGUGGGUAUCUUAACGUUAAGGCACUAACUGAUUUCGUGGAUAAUGGUGGGAAUAUUCUUGUGACUGGUAGUACGGAUCUUGGAGAAGCCAUCAGGGAUUUCGCAGGCGAAUGCGGUGUCGAAUUCGACGAAGAAAACACUUUUGUUAUUGACCAUAGCAAUUUUGACGAAAUGGAUGAUGGCGAUCACAAUUUAAUUAUUCUAAAUCCAGAAAAUGUUGCCCAGGUACCAGUUAUUACAGGAAAUGUUAGUAAACCUAUUCUUUAUCGCGGUAUUGGAAUUUCCUCGGACUCCGAAAACCCACUGCUCAUAAACAUUCUUCAUGGAUCAUCUACCUCUUAUUCAUAUAACAUUCGGAAGCCAGUGUCUGACUACCCUACAGCAGUUGGAAAGAACACCCAGUUAGUGACAGGGCUUCAAGCCAGGAAUAAUGCUCGUGUUGUGUUCGCCGGUUCGCUGGACAUGUUUUCAGAUGCCUUUUUUAAUUCCCCGGUCAUGAACAAAGUCACCGGUCUGCGAUUUGAGCAUUCCGGUAAUGCAGAAUUCGUGGAGCAUCUAUGGCGGUGGACUUUUAAGGAGUCGGGCGUGUUACGUGUUCGUAACACCUCUCAUCACAAGAUUGGUGAAUCAUCUCCACGUCGCGAGUAUACAAUAACCGACGACAUCAUUUACAAGAUCGACAUCGAGAUAAAGGAUGAAGAUGGAGUCUGGAGGGAGUAUGUUGCAAACGACGUCCAGGUCGAACUCAUCAGGAUAGACCCAUUCAUUCGCCGAAAUCUUCAGUUCAAAGAUCAUGCAUAUGAAACCCAGAUGAAGCUGCCUGACGUGUAUGGGGUUUUUAAACUUGUGGUGGAUUAUCAGCGCACAGGUUUCACCUCCGUUUUUAGCGCCACGCAGAUUUCUGUACGCCCAUUCACCCACACCCAAUACGAGCGUUUUAUAACGUCGGCCUUUCCAUACUACGCCAGUGCAACAUCAAUGAUGGCCGGAGUCUUCGUAUUCUCGUUUGUGUACCUUUACCUUUCGGAAGGGAAGAAAGCCAAGUCCGAUUGA
Molecule: messenger RNA, 1305 nt
Organism: Mesocestoides corti
Lineage: Eukaryota; Metazoa; Platyhelminthes; Cestoda; Cyclophyllidea; Mesocestoididae
Source: the annotation of a GenBank genome assembly